This is a messenger RNA of Myiozetetes cayanensis, 5456 nucleotides long. It is a transcript of the gene MOSPD1, whose product is annotated as motile sperm domain containing 1. Gene Ontology annotation, cellular component: cytoplasm. Lineage: Eukaryota; Metazoa; Chordata; Aves; Passeriformes; Tyrannidae. The transcript is spliced from 6 exons. The record is from RefSeq and is a predicted model, not a curated record. Bases 3776 to 4426 code for a protein of 216 amino acids.
GUGUGCAAUUACCGCCCUGCCCUGCCGGCGGUACGAGCAGAUCGGAGCGCCUUUGCCCCCGCCGCUCUCCCGAGGAAGAGUGUUUGGCGUUUCGGGGACACGCCGUGCUAAGGAGCACAACAAACGUUUGAAAAGCAGACGGUUUAGUGCAUUAAACACAACGUGAAAGUGAGAAGAUAGAGACUAGAGUGAGAAAAUAGAGACUAAGGCAGAUGUGCCCUUGAAAGUCUUCCCUAGGAUUCUUCUGAGCCGGAAUGGAUCAGAAGCAGUGCACAGCUGUUAUUUCAUUUUUCACUGCUGGUGCAUGCCUCUUCGUUGCGUUUGUAUAUUUCUUUUUGUUAGUCACCUCUUCAGCGUUCAAAAAAAGAAACGACAGAAUAGUGUGGUCCUAAUAAAUUUUGCUGUCAGUAUCAGCAUGAUUUAUGCAUGUUGUAGUCAUCCAUGCUAAUAGGUAACGCUCCGAGACUAUUUCAUUUUACAGCAUCCUGGAGACAGUUACUAAUUACAUUUCUCAUCACCCUGUGAAGGGGUAAACAGUAGCAGCUUUGCAAAGUAUCAGAGCAGUUCUGCCAGUUCAGAUGGGACUGUCCGCCUACUGAAAUCCUUUGCAGAAUAUGUGCCUUCGUAGAUCAGCAAAUUGAGGUGAGGUUAACCAACUUGCUCAAGGUCAUGGAGUGUCAGUGACAGAGUUAGCAAUAAUGGAAUCCAGCCAUCCUGGCUGCUGGGUCUGUUGCUCUCCUGAUGGGUGACUCUCCCAGAUAAUUGCAGGUAGUUUAAACAUUGUUUUGCGUAAGCGCACGUUGAGGCCUUCAAAACAUUUUGGAGAAACAAAAUGCUAAUGGAUCAUCUUCAGAUCCCGUGCACCAUUUGCAUGUGUCUUAGAGUGAUUGCUCAGCUUGACACAGGAGGGAAUUUUGAAGGAGACUUUGUAGUUUAUUUUGUAAAUAGGCGCUCAAAAGGCAUCAGUCUUUACUGAGUAUGUAGUGUAUAAAAACUCAGUGUAGAUUUAGGGGGUAGAUCAUGAGAUGUAACAAACAUAGAUUACAAUGUAAUUAGACAGUUUUUAAAAGAAGAAUGUGGACACUAUGACCGUAAGGAGGUUUUCUUCUGAAUAAAGUGUUUACCUGAUGACAUUCUAUAGUUAUUUGGAGUUGCUGGGAAGAAAAACAACAACAAAUGCGCUGAGAAGCCAUGGUGAUGAGGCUGCUGGAAGUUAAAAUGGGAAUAAAAAAGUUCCUCAGCUGGUUUAUUUAUUCAGCAGGUACUUGUUAAGUAAAAGCAAAUCACAAUCGGGGUUAUUUCUGACCCUGGAGAGAAGUUAUGUUUCACUUCGUGUUUUUCUCUGUCGAGUUAAAUUUAUGAAGAAAGGGAUUUCAAAGGAAAUGCUGGCAGAUCUGUGCUAUUGUGACACCAGCAGUAUAUAUUUAGUAACUUCAGGGAGGAAAGAUCUUUAUUGUGCUGAGAAAAUGCCAGCGACAGCUGUUUGUCUGGACUUCAGAGAGCACUGGGAAGUGAGCUGGUGUUGUUCAGGUGUUACACCCUGGCCUGUGUCCUGUAACCAGCGUUACCUUUGACAGAUCCCUGCUCCUGCAGGAACUCCAUCAGCAGUGCUGAGAAAAGCCCAUCUGUGCAGUGCAGGUCAUGGAGCUGAGACCACAGGUCCAGGGUUGAUACAGAUUUAUGUUGGGCGAGUAAUUGUGGUGACUAUUGACCACAAAGUUUAGUGGUCACGGUGCAGAAGAGAGGCUGCUGAGUUUCUUUUAAAUGAACUGGCGGGGCUGUGUGACCUUAUUCUGACCAUGAGAGCUGCUGUGGGGUUAAUCUGGGCAGGGAGGUUGUGGAGAUACAUGUUCACUCUGUAAAAGUGUUCACAGUUUCUUGUUGAUGCAAAAGGUGUGGUGUUAUCAGUACUAAACGGUCAUGUCUCCCCAGCAUGUGUGUGGUUUAUAAAUCAGUCUUUGGGAAAAGUGCUUUUGCUGAUGUUGCUUGGUGAGAUGUCCCAGCAAGGUGACUUCUAAGCUAAAACUGUUGUCUCAAAAAGGAAAAAGGAUGCUGGUUGCUUGCCUAGGAAUUCAUAAAUUUAUAUUCUGAAUGACACUGCUAUGUCAGCAAACAUGUCUACUGUAGGCCUGGGUUUGCCAGAUGUUCCUUUUGCCAGUUUGGGCGGUAACUCCUCGUGCAGCCAAGUUAAAUAAGAAAAGGAAGCAAUAACGGGAUAUACUUUUUAAAGAUUGGUGGCUUUCCGUGUGCAGGUUGUGGAAUCCUGGGAGGUUUGCACGCUGUUUUCAACGGAUGUGUGAGAAAAAUGAGCCUGUUGAUAGGCUUAGUGAUCCAUUCCUCCACUGAUACUGUCAUUUGUGGAGUUUUGGACACUAAACACUCGCCACUGGCUGAGCUGAAGAAACUGGAGAUGUGGUAUGAAGCCAGGAAUUGGAAUGAAACAUGUACAGGGUUUAAAUAAAAAACUAAAGCAUCAAAAUAAUAUUGAUUAUUAUAAAUAAUAUUUAAAUCUUUUAUUAAAUAUUGUCACUUAAGAUAUGUAGCAGUAGCUCGCUGUUGGUUGUAUGGUAGUUUGAAACAUUUAUUCAAGAAAAAAAUCCCUUUUGUUAACACAAAUUGCCUAUAUUUCUUUUACACACAACAUACACAGUGCACAUAUGUAUGAGACCCAGAGAUUCCAAUGUACUCUUACUGCAUGCUGUAUUGAGCUAAUUUUGGUUAAAAAAAAUAAGUCAUUCUUAAUCUUCUACCUAUGAGAAGCAUCAAAAGAAGUUAAUUUGUAAUUCUACUUGCUGGCAGUGUUUCCACAUUAGCUCUUCAUAUAGUCCUGAUAUGUUUGAAUGGAACAAUGAACCUCACUUUGCAGUAGUACAUAAACUUGUAAAAGAAAUAACGCUUACACUUGGUGUACAAGAAUUUGUUGAUUCUUCUGAAACAAAAGGGAUUCACCAAAAUUCUAAGCACUUACAGAGCCAUUUCUUUUUCUAGUCUUUUCUUAAUAAGGUAACAGAACGUUAGCUUGGAACACUAUCAUUGGGGAUAUGUUUUCAGAAUAUUAUUAGUAGCAUUUCAGUGAAGUGGAAACAGACUUGUACUCUUGAAAGAAACUGGAUCUUGGGGAAAGACAUUCUGGUGAGAUCCGUGAAUUUAAAUUCUACAGGGUUAAUUUGCUGUUUUAAUAAAUAAAUAAAUUUAAAAACUUAGUUUGUGAAUAAGAAUCGGAGCCUGUAAAUCUGAUGGUGUGACAGAUACACUCUAGUAAACACAUGAACCUGUGUCAUGUUUCAAGUAUGAAACCUGUAUCUGAUGCUUGGAAAUGUGAUCAUCAUGAUGUUUAGAAUGCAGAAAUAAGCAUUUGGUUUUGAUUGUUCAUAAUGCUUGGGCUAUUCACUGCUAGAAAGUUCAGAAACUAAGUUUUAAGGUGCAGUGAAACCAGUUUAUUGGACUGGAGAACAGCUGAAAUGUACCUUGUUUAUAAAACUUCACUGGAAGUGGAAAUGACAGCUAAUGAGUCAGUAGGAACUUUUCGUUCUUUUAAUAUUUUCUACUGUAAAGUUAAACGUCAAAGGACACCUUCAGUUUGAUAAUUAACCUACAAGAGCUGCAAUAAAACAUGACGUUCUUGGAGGGUGGGAGAAGACUUUGUUCUGUCUGUCAUGUGUCAAGUCAGUGAAUUGCCAAAAUGCUUUGGAAUUCUUAAACGAUUCAAAAACUGAAGUCUCUGAGGAUUCAAAAUCAUAAGAACACAAGAAGCAGCAAGGAGGAUUCAGUGCCAAUGCAGCAACAAAAAAGACAGCCAGAGUUAGUGGAAGGAAAUCUUCCUGUUUUUGUUUUUCCUACAGAACUUAUAUUUUAUGCAGAUGACCAGUCAACACACAAGCAGGUGUUGACUCUAUAUAACCCCUAUGAGUUUGCCUUAAAAUUCAAAGUUCUUUGUACAACCCCAAAUAAAUAUGCGGUGGUUGAUGCUACUGGUGCAGUGAAGCCUCAGUGCUGUGUUGAUAUUGUGAUUCGUCACAGAGAUGUUCGGGCUGCUUACUAUGGUGUGAUAGAUAAAUUCCGUCUACAAGUGUCUGAGCAGAGCCAGAGGAAAGCAUUAGGGAAAAAGGAGAUUAUUGCUACUCUGCUUCCAUCUGCAAAGGAACAACAACAACAAAAGGAAGAGGAGGAAAAACGAAUAAAAGAACACCUGGCUGAAAGUGUCUUUUUUGAGCAGACUUUGUGUCAACCAGAAAACAGAACUGCCUCGUCGGGACCUAGUUUACUAACAGUCUUCCUGGGAGUAGUGUGUGUCGCAGCACUAAUGCUACCUACAUCGGGGGAAAUGGAAUCCCUGGUGCCUCUCUACCUCCACUUAAGUGUGAAUCAAAAGUUAGUAGCUGCUUAUGUUUUAGGUCUCAUCACCAUGGUUAUUUUGAGAACAUGAGCAGUGAGUUCAUAGGAUGUCAAACACCUUACUGUAUAUUCACAUCAUGAAUGUGGACUGCCUUUUACUCCCAUUUGGCUCAUUAAGAUGCUAGCAAAACUGUUCAGUGAUUUAAGAUACCUUCAGAAGUGUAAUAUAUUUUAACUGUGUAUAAUAAAUGAAAGACUCAAAGCACUUUGCGGUGCUUCUGUAACAGACAGCUAUGAAAUGUUCAGUGAUACCUGUGAAAAUAAUUUGAAAAACUUUUAUAUCUACGCCUACUGUAAAAAAUCCUUAUUAAAGCAACAUUUGUUAUUUUUAGUCUAUGUUCACAUCAGUGCGUGAUCACUAUAAAAGCAAACUGUCUUCUGUAAAACGUUCAUUUGGUUUGUGGUUGUACCUGCCAAGGCUGGCACAUAACACUUCUGUAUACAGUCCAGAGGGGUCAGAGUCGUGACUGGUCAUUGAAGAAAAUGAAAAGUUCCAUCAGUGAAACUAUGAAAUAAACCAUGAAUUUUAGGUGAAGAAGUAAUUCUCAAAUUUCUUACUUCAUCAUUACCAAUAUAUCACUGAGUGCUCGUUUUCUUACUUGGGGAAGUAAUUUCUGCAAGAGCCAUUUUGUAUCACAAUUGUAGACAAUAAAAACAAGUUCUGUAAUCAGAUCCCUCCAUUUCUUAGGGGUGCAUGGAAGUGACAUUAACAGAAGUUAAACUCACGCUGCACACUAAUACAAAAUUCACCAUUUUUUUCUAUUUUAGAGACCAAACUAAGUAUAGCAGCAAAGGCAUUUCUCUACACAGUCCCUACCCCCACAGCUACCACAGGGACUUGUUUUCUGUCAGAAACUCCUGCUCAAAUACCAGUUUCAUAUUUGAGGUGAACAUUUAUCUUGUUUCAUAUAACAAGUAUUUCCCUUGGUUUGGCAUUUCAGUGUUGAGAUGUUAAUUUUAAAAGGGCAGCUAUUCUUGCAUUUGAAUCAUACACACAAAUCUUUGUUCAUAAGAAGUCUAUAGAAUAUGCUCUGAUAUGAAUAAAAAAUUUGGAAAUGAAA